UAUUGCUUUGGCAAUUGGCUUAGAUCAGUUUAGAUUUUUUUUUUUCUUUUUUUAUAUUGUUACAAUAAUUUUCCAAAUAAGGAAAUUUAUUUUUUAAUUUUCCAGCUGUCAAACAUAACCUUGCUCUUUCGAAAUUUGAGUGUUGUGUGUGUUUUUUUGUGUCUAAGAGAAAAAUGGCAUCAUAUAAUAUGAUUGAUAAAUCAAGCAAAUUUAUAUCAAAUACUGAACAACUUUUGGCACUAACACAACAUCGUAUUAAUGAUAAAAAAACAAUAAACAAACAUCUAGAUGAAUUGAAUAAUAUAAAUUACAAAAAUUUUAUAAUUCCUGAUAAUGAAACAGUUAUGUUAUUGAUAAAUAGUCUUUGUAAUGUUAUCCAAGUUACUGAGACAAUAUUAAUAAACAAUUAUUGUAAAUUAAUAUGUAAUUUAAUUGAAGGUGGUUGUACAUUAUCAAAAAGAACAUAUUUAACAUGUAAAAAAUGGAUAUUUCAAGUCCUAGAAUUUUCUGAAUUAUCAACUAAAAAAAAUGGCUUAAAUUCAUUAAAAUGUUUAAUUGAUGUUGGAACAUUUGAGGGUAUAUCACAAGAUAUUGAAAAACUUGUUGGUGAUAAUGGAUUUAUCAAGACCCUAGCAAUACCCAGCAACAAUGGAGUUGAUGAAAUUAAUUAUUUAUCUGUUAAUUGUAUUGAGAGUAUAUUAAUAAGUAAAGAAAAAAAUGAAGCAUCAUUAUCUGGACAUAAUCGUAAAAUAAUCAAAGAUAUUGUUAUAAAUAUUUUGACAAUAUCCAAGGCUAAUGAUCACAAUCAACUAUUUUACAACAAAGUAAUUUGCAGUUGUUUAAGAAUUUUAAGUCUUUUAUUAUCAACAAAUUUAAUAAAUGAUGAUCCAGAAUCAAUUGGUGAAGUACUUGGAAUAAUACAGUCAUAUUUAUUUCAUGGUAUACCAAAUUAUCAAAAAAUAACACCACAAAAUCUUCGUCCAGCAAUGAUGAAUUUACCUGAACGUGUUCAUGUACCACCAAAAGGACGUAGUUCACGUACAUCAACAAAAUCAAAAUCAAAAAGAUUAACAACUAAAAAAAUUCUUGAUAAUUCAAUAGUAAAACAGGAUGUAUUAAAAUUAAAUACAAAUAAAUCAAGUGAUUCAGAAACAUCUGAUAAUGAAACAAUAAAUCAAUCACGUUUUGAUUCAAAAAUUCGUUUGGAAACAAUUAAUUUAUUAUACACAUCAAUACGUGAAAUAUCAAGUCGUCAAAUGUUUGGCUAUUGGUCACAAAUAAUAUCAAGUGGUACAUCAGAAUCAUCAAGAGUAUUAAUAAAGUUAAUAUUAAUUGAUGAUUAUUCAAAAAAUCGUCAAAAUGCAUUAUCAACAUUAACUGAAGCAAUUAAUUGUGCUAAAACAUUUUUAACACAUGCUGAUGACAAUGAACAUCCAUCAUUUUUAACAAUAUUUGGUACUGUUGGAGCAAUGAUUAAAGAAUUACAUUAUUCAUUAUCAUUAUUAUUAAGUACUGAAAAAAAUAUUGCUGUUAUAACACAUGCAUUAAAAUGUUCAUCAUCAUUAAUACAAACAACACCAUAUUCAAGAUUAAAAAAUGGUUUGGCUAAAAAAAUUGCUAGAAAUUGUCGUGCAUUUAUUUAUCAUAAAGAUCCAACAAUUCGUGUUGCUGUAUUAUCUGUAUAUGAAUCAUUUGCAAAUGUUGAUAAUAUAACACCAGAAAUACAAGCAAUUCUUGAUCAAAAAUAUAGUAAAAAUUGGUAUAUCAAUAAAGCCAUGAAUAUUGAAGAAAAAAUAUCAAGUAAUAAUGAUGAUGAUGUUGAUGAUGUUGAUGAUAAUGAAGAGAUUGAUGAAAUUGAUGUUGCAAACUUUGAUGAUACACUUGAAAUUGAUGAUCAAGAUGAUGAUGAUAGCUCAAAACAAAUGACAAUAUUACUUGAUAUUUGUUUGAAAAAUAUAACUGAUAAAUUGGUACACAUACCAGUUAGACUUCAGUCAUUAAAAUUACUUGCAGCAUUGUCAUCAAAUAUUGAUAAUUCAAUAAUUAAUUUUCUUGAUAAAAUUACAAAUACUCUGCUUGAUACAUUUAAUGAAAAUGAGCCACAAAUUGCAUUACAUUCAUGUCGUGUAUUAGAAAUAAUAUCAUCAAAGUUAUCAUCAACAGUUGAUGAUAAUUUAUUGUUAUUAAAAAAAUUUUGGAAUGAAAUAUUUAAUCCAAUUAUUGGAUUAUUAAAAAAUGAUAAUACAAAUUUACGUGAAGUUGCUUGUGAUUGUCUUGGUAGUAUUAAUAAUCAAAUAUUUAAUGAAUUUAAUUUAUCACAACAAAGAACAGUAAUAACAAUACUCAUUGGUGCUGUAAGAGAUAAUGAAACAGUUGUUAGAGCAGCUGGUUUACGUUCAUUAGGUUUAUUAAUAACAUUACCAUGUUUAGAAGAUGAAAUUGGUUUUAUAAUGGAUCUUGCUGAUCUUGUUAGUACAUCACUUGAUGAUAAAAAUAUAAGUGUUCGUAUUAAAGCAGCAUGGACACUUGCUAAUUUAACUGAUUGUUUAAUACGUCAAAAAAAUAAUGAUAAUAUUGAACAAUUAAAUUUAAAUAAUUUAUUACCAAAAUUAUAUUGUGUAAGUGUUAAUGCAUCAAAAGAUAAUAACAAAGUUAAAUGUAAUUCAUUGAGAGCUGUUGGUAAUAUUAUUAAUAUGAGUAAUAAUAGAGAUAUAUUGGGUGAUGUUUCUGGUGCAAUUGAUGUACUAAUUGAUUCAGCUAAAAGUGGUAAUGAUAUGAAAGUAAGAUGGAAUUCAUGUCGUGCUAUUGGUUUUAUAUUGAGCAAUGAACCAGAUGUUGUAUUACCAUCAACAUGGAGAGAUAUUAUAUUUCCAGAAUUAUGUGAAUUAAUAAUUCAUGCUAGUAAUUUUAAAGUACGUACAAAUGCUGCAUGGGCAUUGACAUCUUGUAAUUGUUAUGGUAAAUAUGUUGUUAUUAUAUUGAAAAAUAUAUUAAUUGCACUUGAUAAUUCUGAGCAUGUACCAAAUUUUGUUGAAUACGGACAUAGAGAUGCACUUGUACAACAACUUUGUUUGGCAUUUGCAAAUAUUAUCAAGUGUAUUGAUGCUGGACAUCUUGAUGCUAUAUGGCAAGAUUUACAAAAUCGCAUUGAGUAUAUUGCUGGGUAUAUGAGAAAAUUUCAAGAACGUGCAUUACCAGAAAAAACAAGAGAUUUAAUUGAUGCUAGACUUAAAAUGAUUGAGCUUUGUCAAAAUAAACAGUUGAAAGAUUAUGAAAAAAAUAUUGCCAAUGAACUUGCUAAAAUUUUUGAUGCAAAUUGUUAUUUGUAAAUAGUAAAUUUUGUAUUAUAAAUAAAUAAAUUAAUUAA
Aphidius gifuensis is the source of this 3367-nucleotide messenger RNA. Its product is annotated as HEAT repeat-containing protein 6. The transcript is spliced from 2 exons. Bases 174 to 3329 code for a protein of 1051 amino acids. Lineage: Eukaryota; Metazoa; Arthropoda; Insecta; Hymenoptera; Braconidae. The record is from RefSeq and is a predicted model, not a curated record.